Molecule: messenger RNA, 1683 nt
Organism: Ochotona curzoniae (black-lipped pika)
Lineage: Eukaryota; Metazoa; Chordata; Mammalia; Lagomorpha; Ochotonidae
Gene: HS3ST2
Product: heparan sulfate-glucosamine 3-sulfotransferase 2
Exons: 2
Coding region: 423-1538 (371 amino acids)
Molecular function (GO): [heparan sulfate]-glucosamine 3-sulfotransferase activity
Source: RefSeq, a predicted model, not a curated record
ACCGUCCGGCUCGCCCGCCACAGGCACAGCCACGCCGCGGCCGAGCGUUCCGUGCGCCGCGCUCCGCGGAGCCAGAAUGGGGCUUCGGGCGCUGGGCGCGCUCCGGUCGCGGCGCACGUAAGAACCGAAGAGCGCCAGGAGCCGUCCCGCUGCCCGGAGCCCCAUCGCCUGGAACCAGGAGGAGAUGCGGGGAAUACCGCCGCCCGUUCCCCAAGGAGCCGCCGCCUCCGGGAUCCCCGGGUGCGGUGCGCGCCCCGGCCAGCAGCAGCAGCAGCAGCGCCUGGAGAAGACGGCGCGCCCUACGUCCGACCCGCGCGACCCGGGCAGCGCCGCGCCAGCCCUCUAGGCGACCGCAGGGCCACAGCAGCUCCGCCGCAGGUGUCCCUCGGAAGCCAUGACCCCCGGCGCGGGCCCAUGGAGCCAUGGCCUAUAGGGUCCUGGGCCGCGCGGGGCCACCUCAGCCGCGGAGGGCGCGCAGGCUGCUCUUCGCCUUCACGCUGUCGCUGUCCUGCACUUACUUGUGCUACAGCUUCCUCUGCUGUUGCGACGUCCUGGGCCGGAGCCGCCUUCUCGGAGCGCCCCGCUGCCUCCACGGGCCCGGCGCGGGCGGCCAGAAACUUCUCCCGAAGUCCCGCCCUUGCGAUCCCCCUGGGCCGACGCCCAGUGAGCCCAGCGCUCCCAGCGCGCCCUCCGCCGCCGCCGCCGCCGCCGUGCCCGCCCCUCGCCUCUCGGGUUCCAACCACUCGGGCUCGCCGAAGCUGGGAACCAAGCGGCUGCCCCAAGCCCUCAUUGUGGGUGUAAAAAAGGGGGGCACCCGGGCCGUGCUGGAGUUUAUCCGUGUGCACCCGGACGUGCGGGCCUUGGGCACGGAGCCCCACUUCUUCGACAGGAACUACGGCCGAGGACUAGACUGGUACAGGAGCCUCAUGCCCAGGACCCUGGAUACACAAAUCACCCUGGAAAAGACCCCCAGCUACUUCGUCACGCAAGAGGCCCCUCGCCGCAUCUUCAACAUGUCGCGACACACCAAGCUGAUCGUGGUGGUACGGAACCCCGUGACCCGCGCCAUCUCAGACUACACCCAGACGCUGUCCAAGAAGCCGGACAUCCCCACCUUCGAGGGCCUCUCCUUCCGCAACCGCACGCUGGGGCUGGUGGACGUGUCGUGGAACGCCAUCCGCAUCGGCAUGUACGCGCUGCACCUGCAGAGCUGGCUGCAGUACUUCCCGCUGGCACAGAUCCACUUCGUCAGCGGCGAGCGGCUCAUCACCGACCCAGCCGGCGAGAUGGGGCGCGUCCAGGACUUCCUGGGCAUUAAAAGAUUCAUCACGGACAAACACUUCUACUUCAACAAGACCAAAGGAUUCCCUUGCCUGAAAAAAACAGAAUCCAGCCUGCUGCCUCGUUGCCUGGGCAAAUCCAAGGGGAGAACUCAUGUACAGAUUGACCCUGACGUUAUAGACCAGCUCCGGGAAUUUUAUAGACCUUAUAAUAUCAAAUUUUAUGAAACAGUCGGUCAGGACUUCAGGUGGGAGUGAGCUACCAACAUACAAAGCCUCCUUUGCGGGUUUCGCUCUCAGAGCUUCCUCUCCUUGUUCCCGCCACGCCCAGGCUCCGUCUCCCUUUCCCAAUUCGAAUUCCAUCAUCCUGGAACUCAGACGCCCAGUGAAGGCCAAAAGACCA